Molecule: messenger RNA, 657 nt
Organism: Baudoinia panamericana UAMH 10762
Lineage: Eukaryota; Fungi; Ascomycota; Dothideomycetes; Mycosphaerellales; Teratosphaeriaceae
Exons: 1
Coding region: 236-610 (124 amino acids)
Source: RefSeq, a predicted model, not a curated record
ACAAGCCGGAGAAGGAAGAGAACGCAGAGUUUGCGGGGCCGGAAGCUGAAGUCACGAUACCAAGGAACCCUUCCAGAAACCUCCGCGAUAGGACGAGAAGGAGGCGAACAGCGAGCUGGUGAGUUGGAGUGCAGAAAGCAGGGGUGUCCGUCGCAAAUCUGCCACACUAGGAUCGAUCUGGCAGUCGGCGUAAAAAUUCCGAUCCCGAUCAGAUCUCAGACAACCGUUUCCGGGUAUGAACAUCGUGAGCACGAGAGCUAUCACGACGAUUUCCGGCUUUCCGUCCAACCUUAUACUGCCACUUCAAGACGAUCCGCUUCGCAAAGGUAGUCACAUGGUCGAGGGCAAGCAUACGCGUGUAUCGAGUCGCCGGCGAACGUGUUUACGCGUGGUGCAAAGAUCUCCGGCCAAGCAGCCACGUGAGAAGGCGAUCUACGCCGUUACGGGUCGAAUGCAAUCUAUAUGCGGCUCGCGGCUUGCCUUUUCAGCCCCGAGUGUCUCCGCAUCGUGCAGCUCUACCGCAGCCUCCGUUACUGCUCGCACCCACAGUCUUCCCCAUUCCAUGCCACAACCACCGCCAAGGAAGGCGGCAACAUCUUUCCGUCGUUGAUGGCGCAAUUUUAAGGACGGGAUCAACGGCUGUGCCGCAAUUCCGCC